AGAACAAUGGCAGAAUCUUCACCAACAUCAACAAAAGCGAGACAAACCAGCAGACUGAGUUUUGACCAUGAACCUCCAUGCAUGUCAUCCUCCAGCGGUCCACUGACUGAGGAGCUUCAGUGCUCUAUAUGUCUGGACGUGUUCACUGAUCCAGUCAGCACUCCAUGUGGACACAACUUCUGCAAGACCUGUCUGAAUGAACACUGGGACAACAGCCAGACCUGCAGCUGUCCAUACUGUAAAGAAACAUUCAAGCAAAGACCUGAUCUCAAGAUUAAUACCACACUCCGAGAGAUUGUAGGUCACUAUAAAAAGAAAAGUCCUGAGAAAAAGCCUGAAGUUCUGUGUGACAUCUGUGAGGAAAGAAAGCUGAACGCCCUGAAGUCGUGUCUGGUGUGUCAGAGCUCUUACUGUGAAACUCACCUGGAGCCGCAUUUGAGAGUGGCAGGUUUGAAGAAACACAAACUGAUGGAUCCUGUGAGUAAUCUGGAGGACUAUAUAUGUCAGAAACAUGAGAGACCUCUGGAUCUGUUCUGUAGAGAUGAUCAGAUGUGUGUGUGUUCAGUCUGCUCUGUGAAAGACCACGAAAACCACAACACUGUUCCUAUAGAAGAGGAGAGCGAAGAGAAGAAGACUGAACUGAUGAAGACACAGAAAGACACGCAGCAGAUGAUCCAGGACAGAAUCAAGAAGAUUCAAGACAUCAAACACUCAGCAGAAGUCAGAAAAGGAUUUUAUACUGAACUGCUGGAGAUGAUGGAGGAGCAGCAGAAAGCAGCAGAGAAACAGGAGCAAGAGCUGAUUGAAGAGCUGGAGCAGGAGAUCACUGAGCUAAAGAUGAGAAACACUGAGCUGGAGCAGCUCUCACACACUGAAGAUCACCUCCACCUCCUACAGAUUCACUCAUCCCUGUGCAGCCCUAGAAACAGCAGGAACUGGCCUGAGAUCAGUAUGAAGACUCAUGAGAGUCUGGAGACUCUGAGGAGAGCUCUGACUCAACUGAAGGACACUAUAGAUGAGAAACUCACACUAACUGUCUCUACAGAGCUGAAGGUGAUGCAGCAGUAUGCAGUGGAUGUGACUCUGGAUCCUGAUACAGCUCAUCCUGAUCUCAUCCUGUCUGAUGAUAGAAAACAACCGUCUGGUCUAAGUGGCCCUCAUCGUUCAGGUCAAGGUCAGCGCGGGAAGGAGCCGCAGAAGAUCAUGGCGAGUGUUUCCCUCACUGAAGAUGUCCAGCUGAAUAAAGCAGAGAAGGUCUGGAAACCAUCAGUGAAGCGCAGCGGCCGUGCCGACGAGGACGAGCCCGAGUUCUUGAAGACGCAGGAGCUGUUCAAACACAUGGAGAGCGUGUUGAAUCAACUGACGCCGCAGAUGUUCCAGCCGCUGAUGAAGCAGGUGAGGGAACUGACCAUCAACACCGAGGAGCGCCUGAAAGGAGUGGUCCACCUCAUCUAUGAGAAGGCCAUCUCUGAGCCCAACUUCUCUGAAGCCUACGCCAACAUGUGCCGCUGCCUCAUGGGGCUGAAAGUUCCCACCACGGAGAAACCUGGAAUGACGAUAAAUUUCAGGAAGCUGCUGCUGAAUCUUUGUCAGAUAGAGUUUGAGAAGAACAAAGAUGAUGAUGAAACAUUUGAGAAGCAGAAGAAGCUGGAUGCCGCCACAGGGGAAGAGGAGAAGCAGAGGCUAAAGGAGGACCUCGAGGACGCCAAAGAAGAAGCCCGCCGACGGUCGCUAGGCAACAUCAAGUUCACUUGCGAGCUGUUCAAGCUGAAGAUGCUGACGGAGCCCAUCAUGCACGACUGCAUCGUCAAACUGCUGAAGAACCGCGAUGACGAGAAGAAUCUGGAGUGUCUCUGCUGCCUGCUGUCCACCAGCUGGAAACAUCUGGACUUCGAGAAGGCCAAGCACCGAAUGGAUCAAUAUGUAAACCAGAUGGAGAAAAUUAUUAAGGAGCGGAAAACCUCUUCCAGAAUUCGCUUCAUGCUGCAGGACGUUCUUGAUUUACGACGGUUAAACCGUGAAAAUAGACUCUGAGUGUGUGAUCAUUUACUUCCUUAUUUCUCAUUCCUGACAUUAUUGUGAACAGUUCAUUAAUGCACAUUAUUCUAAAAUAAAAUGUUUG
Sinocyclocheilus grahami is the source of this 2122-nucleotide messenger RNA. RefSeq lists its product as uncharacterized. Gene Ontology annotation, cellular component: eukaryotic translation initiation factor 4F complex. The coding region runs from base 7 to 2034 and encodes 675 amino acids. Lineage: Eukaryota; Metazoa; Chordata; Actinopteri; Cypriniformes; Cyprinidae. The transcript is spliced from 11 exons. Gene Ontology annotation, molecular function: protein binding; zinc ion binding; translation initiation factor activity. The record is from RefSeq and is a predicted model, not a curated record.